GUGCGUGUGGCCGGAGUGAUGGUGACCAUCCGAGUGAUGCUGCUGGGCAGCGAGCUGGUGGGCAAGACCUCGCUGGUGGUCUGCUUGACCACCCGCCUCUUCCCCCGCGACAGCCUGCCCACGGUCUUCGACUCCUUCAGCACCCAGCUGCGCCUGGGCGAGCGGACGGUGGUGCUGAACGUGUGGGACACGGCGUCGCAGGAGGAGCACCGCCUGUCCGUGCGCCAGUUCUACUACCCGCUGGCCGACAUCUUCCUCAUCUGCUUCUCCAUCGGCGACCCCUCCUCCUUCGAGCGGGUGUGGGCCGACUGGUACCGCGAGGUGCGCCAGCACCGGCCCGACGUUCCCGUGCUCCUGGUGGGCACCAAGAAGGACCUCCGGCAGGAACAGGCCGCCCAGGGUCAGUGCCAGGCCGCGCCCGUCUCCUACCAGCAGGGGGCCCGGCUGGCCCGCAGGAUGAGAGCCGUCAAGUAUCUGGAAUGUUCCGCCCUGCAGCGGGAGGGGGUGGGCGAGGUCUUCGAAGAGGCCGCCAGGGCCGUCUUGAGGGGGGGGCGCUCCAAACGCACCCGGGCCUGCGUGCUGACGUGACCCCCCCCCCCUCGUCCUCUCGUCUC
Molecule: messenger RNA, 614 nt
Organism: Amblyraja radiata (thorny skate)
Lineage: Eukaryota; Metazoa; Chordata; Chondrichthyes; Rajiformes; Rajidae
Product: rho-related GTP-binding protein RhoG-like
Exons: 1
Coding region: 19-588 (189 amino acids)
Biological process (GO): small GTPase-mediated signal transduction
Molecular function (GO): GTP binding; GTPase activity
Source: RefSeq, a predicted model, not a curated record